Chironomus riparius is the source of this 1122-nucleotide messenger RNA. The record is from the annotation of a GenBank genome assembly. NCBI's taxonomy places the organism in Eukaryota, Metazoa, Arthropoda, Insecta, Diptera, Chironomidae.
CUUAAUUUUAAAAAAUAAUAAGGAAAACAAUGAUUUUAUUGAAACUUUAUUUAAUUUUUCAGAUUUUUGUUAAAUACACAAAUCUACAAGAUGUGACAUCCCAAGGUCUCAAUUUCUAUAUCCCUCAAUCAUCAGAAGAUUUUAAGUUUAUUGAACCUGAAAUCCCAAGCAUAGCUGCAUCAAAAUUGCAUUAUAGUGUCGCACAAGAAGCUACAGAUGGUCAGUUUCCUUUUGUUUGUGAAAUAAGGAUUCAACAAGCUGAUGGAGUUGGAUUUAUAUGCAGUGGAAGCUUGAUAGACAACAAUUGGGUCUUAUCAGCGAGACAUUGUAUUGAUGGGAAAGACAACGCAACAGUUCAGAUACUUUUAGGAUCAGCAGAUCGUGGUGAAGAUCGUGAGUCAUAUUUUGCGGACAACUGCUUCUAUCCAACUGUACAAGAUGAUUCAGAACUUGAUAUUGUAUUGCUGCAUCUAUCAAGUCCUGUCACAUAUUCUGAGGAUAUAAAUUAUAUUAAAGUUAUUAAUGCUUUUAAAGCCCGAACAAUUAUUGAAGGCGCUCAAGUUGCUUAUCUUGCUGGAUGGGGACAAACAAAUCCAGGGCUGUUUACAAGGUUUCUGCACUACACACAGUUUAGACUUGUGUCCCGGAAUGAGUUAAAUCUUGGUCCUUAUUAUUAUGCAAGUAGGCCAAUUAAUCAAAAAUCUCAAAGCUUAGGAGGUGAUUCAGGUGGUCCAAUGUUUAUCAUCGACAAAGGAGUACCCAUACAGAUAGGUGUUAAUGUAGCAUAUAUCACAUUAAGUGAUUCAGCAGUAAUUUACCAACAGUCAACUAUAAUUUCUAAAUUAUUGAAUUUCCUUGCUUUACAUGUGGAUGGACUCAAAUUGAAUUCUUAGAUGAUUUUUCAGACUCAGAAACUAGGUGGUAAUCCACCAAAUACUGCGAACUUCCAUACAAAUACCCCCAAAACUGGCCUUUAAAAUGCCGGCUAGUUUCAGAGCAUGGAUUAUUUCCUAUAAUUUGGUUGUUAAAUGACUAGAUUUAACAAACUCGAAUGGCACAAGUAAGUUGAAAUCCGAAACUAAGCUGGUAUAACUCUGGCAUGGUGCUGGAUUCAAAUUGAAG